AUGCUAAAAAGGUUGGCAAAAGGUGGCCACGCCCAAGUCUAAAGAGACGUCAAAAGGUGUGGCCGAUCAGGAAACCAAGGUGACAAGAUUGAAAAAUUAGCAUUAGAUAAAUUCGAAAACUACGUUACAAACUGAAACUUUUGCGGAACAUCUGUGAUAUUCAGGUUGAGGCUGAUUUUAAAAGAAAGUCUAUUAUUUUGAUUUAAAGCCAGGGGAUAUGAAAUUGAAAAAAAAACGGUUGUACCCUGAGCCUUUUUCAGAAGCUGAGAUAAAUCCCAUAAAUUGAAGAUAAUGAGAAAAGUCGAGUUCCUUGUAGGUGCAAGCAGACAGGUCGGAGGAAAGAGGCGAAUUUUACAACGGGAGCUGCGGGAAGCGGCUCGAGUGCCAUGCAAAUACAAGGCUUGAACGUCGUCGCUCACAAACAUCUGUACGAUGGCAAAGUCGCUUCCGGCGCCACGGAGUCGUUCAAAAACUCCCAGUUUCGAAUAUCCAUCGACUCUUUUGAAUGA
This is a messenger RNA of Caenorhabditis auriculariae, 509 nucleotides long. The record is from the annotation of a GenBank genome assembly. NCBI's taxonomy places the organism in Eukaryota, Metazoa, Nematoda, Chromadorea, Rhabditida, Rhabditidae.